AACACUCUGUCCCUGGGGCAGGUGGCAAACACUACACCGUCCGGUCAAACAGCACCGCCUGCCCCCAAUGACACACUUUCUUCUCAGCCCACUCAGAGUAUGGACUGCAUGGAGAGGUGCUGUGUGCGAAUAGACAAUCAUCUCUUGAUUUCCAAGGUCUUCUACUUCUUCUUUUACUCCGCCUAUGGCUCUUUACACCCCUUGCUUGCCGUGUACUACAAGCAGCUGGGAAUGACACCCAGCCAAAGUGGCCUGCUAGUUGGGAUCCGUUAUUUUAUUGAGUUUUGCAGUGCGCCUUUCUGGGGAGUAGUGGCGGACCGCUUCAAGAAAGGAAAGGCGGUGUUGCUAUUUUCUGUACUCUGCUGGGUGAUCUUUAACUGCGGAAUUGGCUUCGUCAAGCCAGCUGCUAUGACCUGUGUCAGUAAGGACCCUACUGUUGAGGCACCAAACAAUUUUACAAACGAUACGCAAACUGGUAACCGUACCAGACAACGAAGAUACUUGAUUGAGGAUAUGUACUCUGCUCCUCGACUUUCUCAGCCAAUAUUAGCAGCAUAUGGACCUCACUCUAGAUCCAUUCGAAGUGCAAAUGUAAAUACCACAGGCACUCCCUCUGGAAACUCCACUGAGAAUCCUGUUGGCAUUUCGAUGCCUUCUAACUCGACAACAGUGUCGCCCCGUACCUCGACACUUACGUCAAAAUCUACCUCGACAACUGAAACACAAGCUACCACUGCCAAACUCAAAGAGAAUAUCAUAGUCUUUAAUAAGGAGCAAGUAGAUACUAUAUUUCUCUUGAUCCUCUUGGUCAUUAUUAUUGGUGAGUUCUUCAGCGCCCCAGCUGUGACCAUUGUGGACACUGUCACUCUUCAGUACUUGGGCCAACAUAGAGAUCAUUAUGGACUCCAGAGAAUGUGGGGAUCUCUGGGAUGGGGUGUCGCUAUGCUGUCAGUAGGCAUCUGGAUCGACCACACACACAUCACAAUCUUCAUCCAGGGUUCGGGUUGUGACCAGCCCGAUUACAAAAACUACCAAAUUGCAUUCAUAGCUUUUGGAGUCCUGAUGACCGCAGCACUUAUUGUGGCAACGCAGUUCCACUUUGACAACAGGGUUUAUCGGUCAGAUGAAGAAGAGUACAAGAAGGAGGAUGUGGAAAUACCUCAAGUCCCUCCAGAGUCCAGUUCAGAUGAUGCACCGGUGUGCUCAGAAAGCAACCCACAACCUUUUCCCUUCAGAGAUCUCUUCCGGAUCAUUUGUGGUGUUCGCUAUGGUACGGUUCUCUUUGUGGCCUGGUUCAUGGGGUUUGGUUACGGUUUCGUGUUCACCUUCCUCUACUGGCAUCUGGAGGACCUGAAGGGAACCCCCACUCUCUUUGGCAUCUGCUCGGUGCUCAGCCAUGUGUCUGAGCUGGCUGCUUAUUUCAUCAGCCACAAACUCAUUGAGCUUGUUGGACACAUCAG
Molecule: messenger RNA, 1460 nt
Organism: Sinocyclocheilus grahami
Lineage: Eukaryota; Metazoa; Chordata; Actinopteri; Cypriniformes; Cyprinidae
Product: major facilitator superfamily domain-containing protein 6-B-like
Exons: 1
Biological process (GO): antigen processing and presentation of exogenous peptide antigen via MHC class I
Cellular component (GO): plasma membrane
Source: RefSeq, a predicted model, not a curated record